UAUCCUUUUUUUUCGACCAGCAUAAAUACAGUCAUUAUAAAAUGUGAUGUAACACACACAUACACAAAAAGUUAACAUAAACUCACCGGCAAAACCCGCCGCCGGUGGAAUCCAACAGCAGCCAACAAAAAAUUUCAUCUUUUCAUUCAAAUUCUGAUUUUUAAUAUUUUUUAUUGGAAAUUCAGAUACCCAAUUGAGAAAAGUGAAAAACUUUGAAGAAAUUUUGAAGAAAAAACCAAACCCACUUAGCCAAAAAAAACUGUUCCGGUUAUUAUGAAGAAGUAGUUGUCAUCGGAAUUGAAGCAAAACGACGCCGGAAAAUGUUGUUUUGUGGAAAGGGUUCAAGAAACGGCGUCGUUUUGGGAUCUGUGCCGGUGUACCUUAACGUGUACGAUCUGACACAAUUCAACGGUUACGCUUACUGGUUUGGUCUUGGAGUUUAUCAUUCCGGUGUUCAAGUUCAUGAUGUUGAAUAUGCAUUUGGGGCACAUGAGCAUGCAUCAACUGGAAUAUUUGAAGGAGAACCAAAGAAAUGUGAAGGGUUCAGAUAUAGGAAAACAAUAUUAAUUGGAAAAACAGAUAAAGAUAUUGAUGAAGUGAGAGAUUUGAUGAUUGAACUUGCUGCUGAGUACAAAGGAAAUGCUUACAAUCUCAUUACAAAAAAUUGUAAUCAUUUUUGUAAUGAUGCUUGUCUUAGGCUCACUGGAAAUUCUAUACCUAGUUGGGUUAAUCGUCUUGCUAGAAUUGGUUUUAUUUGCAAUUGUGUUUUACCCGUGACAUUGAAUUCAACCAAAGUUAGACAUCAUCAUAGAAUAGAAGACAAACAAUGUGAACAUGUGAAACAUUCAAAACAAACAACAAGUGAACAACCAAACAAGGUUACUAUUUCAAAUUCAACACCUUCAACAACAUCAUCACCGGCUUCAACUAGUUCUGGAUUAAGAAGGGGAAGGAGUAGAACUAGACGUCGUCUUCCUCCCCCUUCACCAUUGAUUAAUUGUUCCCCGUCAUCUUGAUGUCUAAAAUUUGAAUUUUAUUUUUAUUUUUAUUUUUUCCAAUUUUAUUUUACAAAAAUUGCUAUCUAAUAAACAAAUUAGAAAGGCAAUGGAUUUGAUUUUUAAUUUGAAAUUGUUAUUAUUUAUUCUUUA
Trifolium pratense (red clover) is the source of this 1148-nucleotide messenger RNA. Its product is annotated as deSI-like protein At4g17486. Gene Ontology annotation, biological process: protein deubiquitination. The record is from RefSeq and is a predicted model, not a curated record. Gene Ontology annotation, molecular function: deubiquitinase activity. Bases 321 to 1016 code for a protein of 231 amino acids. The transcript has 3 exons. NCBI's taxonomy places the organism in Eukaryota, Viridiplantae, Streptophyta, Magnoliopsida, Fabales, Fabaceae.